This is a messenger RNA of Limulus polyphemus (Atlantic horseshoe crab), 6226 nucleotides long. RefSeq names its product Niemann-Pick C1 protein-like. Lineage: Eukaryota; Metazoa; Arthropoda; Merostomata; Xiphosura; Limulidae. The transcript is spliced from 26 exons. Bases 437 to 4399 code for a protein of 1320 amino acids. The record is from RefSeq and is a predicted model, not a curated record.
UCAGCAACAGGGCUAGACUACUGCUUGCGUGACAGUGUAGCUUUCGUGUGAGCCUGUAUAGUUGGUGUUUCUUUUAUAGUUUCGUUUUCUUUAGGUUAUUCCUGUUUUAACGGUUAAGUCGACUUUCGUUUUAAGGUUUUAGUGCUUAAACAUCUCACUGAAUUAUCUGUGCGGCCCAUUUUUACCAGUUUUAAACCUGUUUGUUUCAUUCGUUUAUAAAUUAGACUUGAAUUUUGAAGAAAUCCGAGUGCUGUAUAGGUCUGACUUUUGCCGUUCUGCUCUGAAGACAGCGAAACCCUGCAUCGCUCCAUCAUCUAACAGUCUAACCUGUUCUUGCUUGUUCUGUUUGCUUUACUUCCGUCGUUUUUCAAAGUAAAAUUUUUAAUUUGAGGUAUUGGUAUUCUACCAUUACAUGAUUUAACAGUUUAGUUUUUUAAUGAAAAUUUUGAAUUGUAUAUCACUUCCAUACUUAAACACAAUGCGCGUUCCUGAGGCAAAGGUUUUUUCUUCGACCUUGACGUUGUUUUUCAUUACACUUAGUGUGUCGCUGUCAUUGGCUAAUGGAAAAGAGGGACACUGUGUUUGGUAUGGAACAUGUGGACAGAAUGAGUAUGGAAAGGAUCUUCCAUGCCUUUAUGAGGGGCCUCCUAAACCGUUAACUGACAAUGAGACAGUUGCUGCUCUAAAGAAAAUAUGUCCUGAAUUAGUUCCAGAUGGACAAGAUGAACCACAUGUCUGUUGUAACGAGGACCAGAUUGAGAAUCUCAUUGUGAACAUGAGAACUCCUGAGGCUCUUGGCUUUGGCAGAUGUCCAUCCUGUAUAAGUAACUUCCGAAAAACUUUUUGUCAGUCCACCUGUUCACCCAAACAGAACCUGUUUCUUAAAGUAAUAAGUUCAGAGAAAAGUCCAAAAGAUGGGGAGAGAAUAACUGGUCUUCAGUAUUUCAUGUCCAAGAGGUUUGCUGAUGGACUGUUUGCAUCAUGUAAGGAUGUAGAAGGCCUUGUUCCAGGAUCACCAUUACUGGAAUUGAUGUGUGGCAUCUGGGGACCAGAGUGCACUGCCCAGCGAUGGUUAGACUUCAUGGGAUCCACUCCUUCUGCAGGUGGUUUUUCUCCUUUUCAGAUCUUGUUCAAUAUCACAGAGAAGCCUACUGUUACAGUGGAUGAUAAGACCUUUACUCCCAUGAAUGAGCCAACAUUAAAAUGUUCUGAAGCUGUCUAUUUGGGUGGUUAUGCUUGUUCCUGCCGAGACUGUAAAGAUUCUUGUUCAGUAGAAACCUUAGCUUUUGAAGUCCCUGAGGAAAAGGAACCUUGGAAAAUCAUUGGGCAAGAUGGAAUGGUUGUCCUAAUGAGCAUCAUUUUUGCUGUUUUAGCAUUAGUAAUCUUUGUGGGCUAUGUAUACACAUGUAAUAAGGAGGAGAAAUUUGUAUGUGGUGCUGGGGAAGUAUUUGUUCACACUUCCCGAGGACUUGUUCAUAUGAAUCCCCAUGCUAUCACAGCCACAGGUGUGGAUCUUGGCUCCCUUGAAGAAGUGGAACCUCUCCGUUCCAAAUGGUCAAUAGAUUCAUCACAACGUCAUUCUGGUGAUAAUUGCAUCUCUGCAUCCUCCACAAUAAGUAGUUUCAGUCAGCAUGAGGAUAAAGUCAAAACCAACAGCACUCCUGAAAACCAAAUCUCUGAUGACAUAUCUUGUUUUGAAAAACUUGGAGCAAUCACAGAACGAAUAUUGGAAUCUCUGUUUUCCAGAUGGGGAAUGUUUGUUGCAAAUCAUCCACUGUCUGUCAUAUUUUUGGCUCUUAUAGUGAGCUUACUGCUUGGUCUGGGGUUAGUUUUCAGUUUCAAAGUUACCACUGAUCCCGUUGAUCUGUGGGUGUCGCAUAACAGUCAGGCACGGAAAGAUAUGGAGUACUUCAACAAACACUUUGGUCCUUUUUACCGUGUGGAACAAAUCAUCAUAACGCCUACAAACAACGAAUCUUUUGUAGCAGAAGCAGACAAAGAUGGUAUUUCUAACUACACCUGGGGACCUGUGUUUAGGAAAGAAUUCCUCCUUGAAGUUCUAGACUUACAGAGGAAAGUAGAAAGCCUGGUGAUCAGUAAAGAUGGUAAAAACAUAUCUUUACCUGACAUCUGUCUUGCUCCCUUAGCUCCAGAAAACAAAGCCUGUGUUGUACAAAGUGUAUUUGCAUACUUUCACUCUUUCUUCAAAAGUGGUGAAGCAUCCCUACCUGAUAAUUACCUGUCACAUAUACUAGAUUGUACUAGUAACGGAUACCAGUUCCAUUGUCUUGCACCAUAUGGUGGACCUCUGAUACCUCCUGCAGUUGCUUUUGGUGGGUUUGAGAAUAAUACUCUGCACACAGCAUCAGCCCUUGUCAUCACUUUCCCUGUGAACAACUAUAAUGAUCCAGACCUGAACAAGGAUGCAUUAGCAUGGGAAAACCUGUUUGUAAACUUUAUGAAGAACUUCAGCAGUCCAAACAUGAAUGUAGCUUUUAAAGCAGAGCGAUCCAUUGAAGAUGAAUUAGAGAGGGGAAGCCACUCAGACAUCAUAACAGUAGCCAUCAGUUAUGUCAUCAUGUUUGCUUACAUUGCUAUUGCUUUAGGAGAAGUAAAAAGCUGCAAGUCAAUACUGGUUGAUUCUAAGAUCUCCCUUGGUCUUGCUGGAGUUGUGAUUGUGUUACUGUCAGUCAUUUCAUCUCUUGGAAUUUUUUGUUUUGUGGGAGUUCCUGCUACCCUGAUUAUUAUAGAGGUGAUACCUUUCCUUGUUCUGGCUGUGGGUGUUGAUAAUGUUUUCAUUCUAGUCCAAGCAUACCAAAGAGAUGAAAGAUUGCCACAUGAGACGAUGCAGGAAGAGAUUGGCCGUGUAGUGGGAGAAGUGGCCCCCAGUAUGAUGUUAUCUAGUUUGUCUAUGUCCAGCUGCUUUUUUAUUGGAGCCUUGACAGAAAUGCCAGCUGUUAAAUUAUUUGCUCUCUAUGCUGGAGUGGCACUGAUAAUCAACUUUUUCCUUCAAAUGACCUGUUUUCUUGGGCUCUUCAUACUUGAUGCCAAAAGACAGGAGCUGUUGGCUUUCUUGGCCUGGUUCUGUUCUUCUAUGGCAGUGAUAGACAAGAUUGAUAUUGGAUUUGACCAGGAUCUUUCAAUGCCAGAGGAUUCCUACAUGUUAGAUUAUUUCAAGUACCUUUAUCAGUACCUGUCAGUGGGACCUCCUGUUUACUUUGUUAUCACAGAUGGGUAUAAUUACUCGGAUAUUGAACACCAGAACAGACUCUGUGCACUGCCAUCCUGCAGGAAUGACAGCUUGUUUCUACAAAUUAAGGGGGCAGCAGACAUCAGUGAAAAGACUUACAUAGCAGCACAACCGGCGAGUUGGUUGGAUGAUUACUUGGACUACAUGAAGAGUCGACAGUGUUGCUUUGAACAACAUAAUAAAACUUUCUGUCCUUCCUAUGCUGCAAACAAUGAUGAUUUAGAGUGUGAAAGUUGUGCUAAGCUUCAAAUGCGUUCAGUUGGCUCAGAAUUCAACCAUUAUCUGGAAUACUUUUUACAAGAUCUACCUAAUGAGUAUUGUGCUAAAGCAGGCAAGGCCCAGUUCAGCUCAGCUGUACAGUUGAUUUCUGACAGUAAUAACUCAGUCAGGGUGGGAGCUACCCACUAUAUGACCUAUCAUACUAUCCUCAAAACUUCCAAGGACUUUUACAAAGCUCUGGAGUUGUCACGUUAUAUAUCAGAGAAACUGACUGAACAGAUCAGAACUGAUUCCACUGAAUCAGAUCUUCGUGUGUUUCCUUAUAGCAUUGUUCAUGUGUUUUAUGAACAAUAUCUUACCAUGUGGCCUGACACACUGAAGAGCUUGGGCUUCUCAUUGGCUGCCAUAUUUAUUGUUACUUUUCUGUUACUGGGACUGGAUUUUUUUUCAGCUGCUAUCAUUGUGAUUACCAUUGUGAUGAUUAUCAUCAAUCUGAUGGGGUUGAUGUACUGGUGGAACAUCUCACUUAAUGCUGUGUCAUUAGUCAACUUGGUUGUGGCAGUUGGUAUUUCUGUGGAAUUCUGUUCUCACCUAACCAGACUGUUUGCAAUUAGUCCUGCUCGUACCCGUACCAAAAGAGCACAAGAUGCAUUGGAACGCAUUGGAAGUUCUAUCUUAUCAGGUAUUACCCUCACUGACUGUGGGAUCCUGGUUCUAGCCUUUGCAAAGUCUCAAAUCUUUCAAGUGUUCUAUUUUAGAAUGUAUGUGGGUAUCAUUGCAUUUGGAACACUUCACAGCCUAAUUUUUUUACCAGUGUUCCUAAGUGUAAUUGGACCUCCAGUCAAUAGACAAAAACUAUAUGACCACAUUCAUCUACAAGACAAAAACUCUCAAGGCAAAAUUACCCAUACUGAAAGUGUUAAUAUGUGAAAAAACAAAAAGCAGCUUCGGAUUAGAAAGUGGGUUAUCAUCUGUUUGAUAACAACAAUAAAGACAAAUCAACAUACUGCAUGAAACUGGGUAGCUGUUCAGGUGUUGUGAUUUAUACAAUAUAUUCUGAAGAAGAAUGUAGUUUCCCUUACAAAUAUUUUAGAUAUACUAUUAAAAAACACAUUUAACUAUGUUAAGAGAAAACUAAUGUUUAUUUAAUACUUUUUUUAUUUUUAUCUGUGAUUUAUGACAUUUAGCAUCUUUGUAUAAAAUAUAUAUACCUUUUUUUAAAAAGUAUAUCAGCAUUUAUACAUAACUCAGUGUUGUAAAAUGUUCUGUUUUUUAUUAAUAGUUAACAUACUCAAUUUCUGGUGACUCAACAACCAGGGCUUCAAUGAAUACAGCUUAGAUUUGUUCUUCUUGUAGACUGUUUAACAGUUUCAUCAUAAAAGUUUAGUAAUUGAAAUUGUAAAAUAAACUUUUUGGUAUAUUUUUCUAACAAAAUACCUUAGUUAGUAAAAGUUCUAAUCAACUAGAUAUUACUAUUUAAUUUUUACUUUGUAAUAGUAAUGAAGUGUUUGCAAAUGAUUGUUCAUUUACUGCCUUAAAUUUCUCAUAUUUCUAUUAUAGAAAGCUCUCUCUCUCUUUUUAAAUGGCCAUGGAUCCUUAAAUAUAUAUUUUUUUAUAAAAAAUUUGUGAGAAUGGCAAACAUGGUGUUUUAUUAUUCCUUUUGCAUUUUAUUUUGUAAUUUUAAAAGUCGGCUUGUAGAUUAACAAUACAAAUAGUUGUUAGUUAUAAGGAGAGUUUAAUUUCCUAUAGACAUGGUAGUAGAAGGUGAAAUUUAAGAUUUGCAUUGUGUUAACUUUUAAACUGCUAGUUCUUAAAGUUAAAAUUGUUUUGUGCAUGCAUUUCUGCAGUUGUUGUACAUCUACUUGUUGUUAUAUGUUAAAUGAAAACAGGAAUAAUGUAUUCUGUGAUACUCUCAUGUUCAUAUACCGAGUUCAUGGUUAAUACAUACACUGAAGAUGUGGUUAAGCUUCAGUGCAUAUAAGCCCCUUUUUUCUUGAGUGGCAUUCCAAUAACUAGGUUAUUUUCUAAUAUCUUGUAAUCAUCUGCAUUAAGGUGGAAAAAUUGGCAAUGGAAACAUUUUGAAACUGCUAUACAAAUCUUGUGUCAUAUGUGCGUGUAUAAGAGUUCACUCAAUUUCACUUUAUCAUAACCAUGAUGAAAAAUGUAUGAAAUUAUUAGUAAUAAAUCAUACUCUGAAUUUAUGAAAUUGUACAUUUUUCCUUACUAAGUAAUUUCAAAUGUACAUGGCUUGCAAUGUAAAAUAACUCUCAUUUUGUUAAUGAUUUAAUGAGUUACAAAGUUACUUUAACUCAAGAUUUUGAUGGGAAGAUCAAAACACAUUUCAACUCUGUGAUUUGACUAAUAUGGAUUGACUUUCAAAGAUUUGUCUAUGUAAAAUAAACAAAAAAAAAACUGCUCAUCAAAAGUAGGAAUUGAAACCUUGCAAUAUCUAAAGACUAUAGUUGUGAGUAAAAAAAAAACUAGCAAUUUAUAGAAAUCAUUUAUUAAAUAUUGUCUUAACAACAUUUAGGUUUUUUGACUAUAUAUAAACAUAAUAUCUUACUUCUGUAGAUUAUUAGAUUUUGUUUCUCCUUUGACUGCUACAAUAGUGUGACCAGAAAUGUCAGUCUGAAAUAAAUUUCCAUUAAGUAUGUCAUUGUAUAUCCUGAGAAUUAGAAUUAUUUAUAUAUAAAGAAAAUCAUUUUUGCUCUGUAUUUAUGAUUUUUUAAGAGCAAUUAAAAGUCGUUCUUUUCGAAA